UCUACCCGAGCACUCAGGGAGAUCCUGCAAAGGGCAGGAAAUGACACCUGUGCAGACUGUGGGGCUCCAGAUCCUGACUGGGGCUCGACCUCAUUGGGGGUGUUCAUCUGCCUGGCCUGUUCCGGCAUCCACCGUAACAUUCCUGACAUCAGCAAAGUUAAAUCAUUGAGUCUUUCCCACUGGGAGGACCACGAAGUCCAGUUUAUGGCAGAGAACGGAAAUGAGCGGAUGAAGAGCAAAUACGAGGCUGCCGUUCCCUUCUACUACUAUAAGCCGUCGCACAAAGACUGCCAGGUGUUGAAAGAGCAGUGGAUACGAGCAAAGUACGAGCGCAAUGAAUUCAGCGAGCCUGGAAAAACGUUUACGUACGAGGAAGCCACCAGGGAUGGCACCUUGAUGAAAAUGGGGCGGGACAACGGGCAGUUCCUUACCAGGCGUUUCGUCCUCUCCGAGCGUGAGGGCACGCUCAAGUACUUCACCAAAUAUGAUGCCAAGGAGCCCAAAGCGGUGAUAAAGGUGGACAGCAUCAAUGCAACCUUCCAGCCUGAGAAGAUUGGACACCCUAACGGCUUGCAGAUCACAUACCUCAAAGACUAUAGCACCCGCAACAUCUUCCUUUACCACGACAGCGGCAAGGAGAUUGUCGAUUGGUUCAAUUCUAUCCGAGCUGCUCAGCUUCACUAUAUGAAGGUGGCCUUUCCUGGAGCCACAGAUGCUGAGCUGGUUCCCAAACUCACCCGCAACUUCCUGAAGGAGGGCUACAUGGAGAAAACAGGUCCCAGGCAAACUGAAGGCUUCAAGAAGCGAUGGUUUACUUUGGACCAAAGACGACUCAUGUACUUUAAAGACCCUCUGGAUGCCUUCGCCAAGGGCGAGGUAUUUUUGGGCAGCAAGGAGCACUACAGCGCGUCACCCGGUCUGCCCGCCGGCACCUACUGCAACGGCGCAUGGCAGCAUGGCAUCACCAUUGUCACACCUGACCGCUGCUUCCUAUUUACGUGUGAGACGGAGACAGAGCAGCAAGACUGGCUCAAGCUCUUCAAUGACGUCAUGAAUGCGCAAAUGUCUCCACAGGAAUACACCAUGGAGGCAUUGUUCAAGCACAGACACUGA
Nerophis lumbriciformis (worm pipefish) is the source of this 1113-nucleotide messenger RNA. Lineage: Eukaryota; Metazoa; Chordata; Actinopteri; Syngnathiformes; Syngnathidae. The record is from RefSeq and is a predicted model, not a curated record.